UUAUUUGUUGCUUCUGCUUUUUCCGUGAGUGCGUGAGAUUAUGAACGGGCAGAUGGAGUUCAACAUGUAUUCUUUAUUGAUACGAUACUGGUUUUUUUUAAUUCUUGGCUGCCUACCUGGUUUCAAUGACGCCGUUAACCUUUCUGAAAACAUUCAAGGACAAUGCCUGACUGACACCCUCCUGAUCCAGAUCACAAAAACAUUCCUAGAUCUUUACAGCGUGGACAUUUCUGUUAGAGAUGACCAAGGUUUGGCUCAUCUGUUGGAGCCCUCCUUGAAUGCCAGGUGUGGUUACAAGCUCAAGAACUACAAAGGGGAUCUAACCCUCCUCGCUUCACUCAUGGCCUGCCAUCUAUAUUUGGAGGGUGAGCGGGUGCUGCUGACGAUCGAAGUGGAGUACGAGCUGCGGGGGAACUCCUCCGUGUCGGGGGCUGAUGUGUUCACCUUCACCUGUGUGCACAAGGAGCUGACGGUGAAGAGGAAAGUGUUCUGCGAAGAGGACUAUAUUGAGGUGUCCCUAAAGGUUGAUAUUCCUUUCCAGGCUGGUCUGCAUCACGCUCGGGACAAGGAGAGCCCUUGGUUUUUUGAAGUCCACUAUCCGGACGGCAGUAUGAUCAACGUGGACCAGCCUUGGAUAUUGAGUAAUGGCCUUGGUCUGAACAUCAGCAGUUAUUACGGCUGGAUCACCCUCAGAGUUCCCCACAGCAGCCCGAUCGUCGGGAAAAAGGCAAGACCUGAAGAGUGUGGAGAACUGUGCCAGCUGACCCAAUCUGUACAGGGUUAG
Molecule: messenger RNA, 784 nt
Organism: Polyodon spathula (Mississippi paddlefish)
Lineage: Eukaryota; Metazoa; Chordata; Actinopteri; Acipenseriformes; Polyodontidae
Exons: 7
Coding region: 41-784 (247 amino acids)
Source: RefSeq, a predicted model, not a curated record